GGUGAAACCAUGCGUAUUCUUCUCCAAAGAGUUUGAAACACUGGAGCUACACGCUCCGGGUCCGGUGUUAGUCGACCCCGAUUUGAAAGGAGAGAUGCAUGGUGCAACCAAUGAAUGCAACAAACACUUUUCGAAAAGAAUAAGCGCGUAACUCCCCGGAGCUCCUCCUAGGUGUGAAAGGAAUACAACUAAUAACAAAAAUUGGAAUUUUUAUGGUGUGACUCAGGCUUUCUAGUUAUCUCUCCUUUAUCUCUCUCUCUAUAAAUGAAUUGGCUAGGUUUGUGUAUUGAGUGAUCCUAAAUUUGUAAACAGAAAAAUCUAAAUUUAUUCAUCCUAUUGAAGGACUUCAAAUUAUUUAUGUUACGGGGCUUGACGACAAAGAUUUGUGUUAUUUCAUUGAACAGAAAACAUUCUUCACCCUCCAUCAAUAAAUUCAGGAUCGCGUGAUUAAACUCAGAACUGAAACAUGGCCAAAAAAACCACGGUACAACCUGCCCUUCAUAAGGUUAUAAUGGUAGGAAGCGGUGGUGUUGGUAAAUCAGCCCUUACCUUACAAUUUAUGUACGAUGAGUUUGUUGAAGACUAUGAACCCACCAAAGCGGAUUCCUAUAGGAAGAAAAUCCUGCUCGAUGGCGAAGAAGUUCAAAUUGAUAUCCUGGAUACAGCCGGUCAGGAGGAUUAUGCUGCUAUCAGGGAUAAUUAUUUCAGGAGUGGAGAAGGUUUUUUGUGUAUCUUUUCAAUAACCGAGGAUGAGAGUUUCCAGGCUACACAAGAAUUCAGAGAGCAAAUAUUGAGAGUCAAAAACGACGACCAGAUCCCAUUCUUAUUGGUGGGCAACAAGUGCGAUCUUGAGGAAAAACGAAAAGUAACUCUACAAGAAGCCCAGGACCGAGCCAACAAAUGGGGGGUACCUUACGUAGAGACAUCCGCCAAAACAAGGGAACAUGUUGAUAAGGUAUUCUAUGACCUGAUGCGAGAAAUCAGAGCGAGAAAGAAGGAAGAAAACAAAACCAGCAACGGCCGGGGCAAGGACAAAAACAAGAAAAAGAAACUGAAGUGCAUAAUUCUUUAGAAAGAUUACAGGAUAGCCUGUUGUGUUUCUCUAGACUUUGGGCACACUGUAAUCUGUAUCACUUAAUUUUAGUUUUCUGUGCAUUUAACAUGUGCGAAGGACUCUUUCACAUGUCAGGCAUAAAAGAUACAUAUUUUGAAAAUCUGUAAAAGUAUAAGCUUUAUCGGGAAAUUAAAUAUUUUUUUCCUGCGUUUCUGGAUUGGUUAAUUUAUAUUCUUAUUAUUUAUUUUUUCCUACUUGUAAUGUAUGUAUGUAUUUGAAGGUAAACAUAAAUACACAUUUUGUUUGAAAAAACAAAAUAAAAUGUGGAUAGAACAUGCAGGCAAAUAUUGUCUGCAUUGUAUUCCAGUAAAUAUAUGGGCUUUUCAAAAAAAUUUACAAGGGCAGACUGAUUUUCUCAGAGCUGAUUGGAGAUUGUGUCCUGAGUAUUGAACCAAAAAAUCACACUCGAAAGGCUUGUGCGUUCGGCCCUAUUGGUCUUUUCUUUAUUUAUUUAUUUUUUUCAAAAAAAGGACCUUAACAAAAGUAGAUAAUUGCAUUCUGAUCAACUUUGCCUUCUAUUACUAACUAUUUUAGUUCAGGAGCUGCGACUAUUUUAGUGCUUCAGAUUUCGGAAAAAAAUAAAUAGCAAUACUGCUGGGGUGUGUUCCUUAUAAUUAGUGCGGCUUCUACAACUUUAAAUAAAAUUAAAAAAAAAAAUUAAAUACAAAACUUGUGGGGUGUUAACUCUUCUUUUUCUUUUUUCCUGGGGUCCUUGGCUUCUGCUCCUAAUAGGGCAAUUUGCCAGCACAUUUGAUUGUGUUCAGAAAGCCGUCUGGCUCAGGGCCAUGUUUCGAACACAGAUUCGUUUCAAUCUCUUCUAUCUUCAAUUUUUCUCUGUGUGUAAGGCACAUCCAGGAUUUGCCUAGAUCAAUCGCUGAAACCGGAUAUAACCUUUUUCUGUCAAAACAAACAGCGUUUUUACAAGUUUCAGACUCUGGCCGCCUAUUUGCCAACGUUACCACGCGCGAACUUUCUGUUUAUCUAGGAAUCUAAGCCGGCUUAGUCAAAAAGACGCAAACAAAUCCACGGAUGGCGAUGAAUCUCGGUUUUUACUCGCGGAGGUGAGCCAAAAUUUGGUCUCUACACUCCUCUAGUGCACCACCCGGUAAACCAACCGCCCACACUCUGGCGAGGACAAAACGAGACUGGGGUGUUAACUCUAUUAUCUUUUGCACAUGUCAAAACGGGCAAAUGACAGGUGCCAACUGUCAUAGCGACAAACACGUUCAUUUUUUUAUUAUUGUUGGUUAGAAUGAUUGAUUUUUUUUCUUCUGAUUCCAAAUAUACCAUAUAUGUUGGUAUUUGGUUCAGCUAUUUCUACGCUAUUUGAGUUCAAAAAUGCAUUCACAUUAACCUAAAUUAGGUCUGUUUCCAGUUCCUUACAUGAAUGCUGAGGCUUACUUAAUGUAAUCUUAAACUUAAAUAGCGCAAAAAAGGGGAAGCAAAUAUCAGCAUAAUGGUAUAUUUGGAAUAAGAAGAAAAAAAUCUAUCAUUCUAGACAAAAAUAUACAGGGUGUUUAUCUUUUAACCUUUAACUACCCGCGCCGGUGUAUAAAAUACACCAUUUCUAAGAAAAGAGCGGUAAGAACCCGAUCCGGCAUCCCCCACUCAUGCGCCUCGAUGUAACCUACGACCGACGUGUUUACUAGGUGCUCAGACAGUUACGCUUUGGUAGCUGGAAAGUUAGUUGAUUUAUUGACAAUUUCUUUAGUGCACUACACCAGACUGUGGUGCAAUGCAAGCAUUUAUGGGUUUGCUAUUGUUAUCUGGAUAUACGAAACAAAAUCAUACCCACUUUUUGGAACUCUGGACGACAGAUGGUACCGGUUCUAAAAUUUUUUGAGCAUGUAUGGGUAAAAACCCACUCCAGAAGAUGACAAAUCAAGGCAAAAUGUUUUCUUAUGAUUCUUAUGAUUUAUGUACUCAAUCACACAUUCAUAAAUGUGGUGUACAUAAUACACCGCCUGUACCUACAGGAGAUUCUAGAGCGCGGGCUGCUAAAGGUUAAAAAAAGCAAAUGUUUGUCAUUAUGAUGGUUGACACCUGCAGGUUUGCUAUUUAAUUUUCCCCAAAACUAAAAUUGUCGCAGCGUCUAAACUAAAAUUGCUGGCAAAAAAGUCAAGGCAAAGUUGAUCAGAAUGUAAUAAUCUACAACUUUUAUGAAUUAUUCAAUGUGAAGAAAGUCAUGAUCUCAAAUUUUUUUAAUAAUGUAAAGGUUACAUAUUUCGCCCAAUAAUGGGCGUCAUCAGACCUAUAAAAAGAAAACCUCAUUCACUUAGAACAAUUCCAAGUAUAAGGAGGACAUGCGCAAGUUGUUCGGAGCCGGUAGGCAAGGUACGACCAUCUCGAGAAUCCCAAGUGAGUACGUUAACGAAAGCUUCGUGGUAAAUGAAAAAAGAAGAACAAGAAAACGCAAGCAGAAGAGGAGAACGACGUGACAUCUGUCAAGAGAGAGAGACAUAAAGCAAAUGGUUUCGAAAAACAAAUAAUCCUGAACCCUAAUGCCCUAAUAUGAAAAUAGUAUUCUUUAAAUUAUGUUGUUAAAAAUUAAAUUGGGUUCGAAAUUGAACACGUCGUUCACAGAGGUCAGGAGUCAGGACAGGGAUCUUCUUGGCUCUAGUUAUUUCCAUUUUCUCCAGUAAGUCCAAUUUCCUUCACUUAUCACAUUGAUGCAAAACUUUAACGUUUACAGGAAUGGAAGUGUGUCCCUGAGGUCAACAAGUGGUUUGCGAAGGCGGAAUUGGUAUUGGUUAUAUCAGAAUCCCUUUUUUUUUCGCACAUAGCUAAGAAAGUGUUACAAUAGUGAUAUAGCCUAUAAAACAAUAAACAGUUUAAAACGACACCUCUGUGAACGACGUAUUUAAUUUCGAACCCAAUUUAAUUUUUAACAACAUAAUUUGAAGAAUACCUACUAUUUUCAUAUUAGGGCAUUAGGGUUGGGGAUUAUUUGUUUUCCAAAAACAUUUGCUUUAUGUCUCUCUCUCCUGACAGAUGUCACGUCGUUCUCCUCUUCUGCUUGCAUUUUCUUGUUCUUCUUUUUUCAUUUACCACGAAGCUUUCGUUAACGUACUCACUCGGGAUUCUUGAGAUGGUCGUACCGGCUCCGAACAACUUGCGCAUGUCCCCCUUAUACUUGGAAUUGUAGUUUAGGUUAUGUGUAGUUUUAGGCUUCCCUGUCUUGCCCUUGUCAGCUCCGGGACAUGUUUCACAUUUUUGUUGAACUUAUUUUUAAAGUUUUUAAAUUUUUUCUUGUAAAGAUGUAUUGAAGUGUAUACGUCUGUUGGAAACACUCACUCUGGCAGUUCAGUUGAAGGUAUGUGUUUCUGUACUAUGUUUGUUCUAAGUGUAAGAGGUUUUCUUUUGAUAGAUCUGAUGAUGCUCAUUAUUGGGCGAAACAUGAAAAAUUUUGAGAUGACGACUUGGUGUUUUUCUUCACAUUGAAUAAUUGAACACAGAUCUCUGUGAGCUAUGAACUAUUUUUUUUUGAACUUUUAUUAAGGCAAUUUUGUCGAAAAAAAAAAGGCCAAUAAAUCCGAACGCGCAAGGCUUUCCGGUGUGAUUUUUUAGACAGGACACAGUCUUCAAUCAGCUCUGAAAAAAUUAGCCUGCCGUCGUAAAACUUUUUGAAAAACCCGUAUAUUCACUGGACUAUUGGAAACGUAGUAUAUUUAUAUGUUUCACUUCUGUGAUUAUAGUAAUUAUUAUAAAUGUACUAACUUUUUACGCAUAGAGAAGGACAAUCAGCAUCAAGAGAAAAGAAAAAGAAUGCUUUGAAGCAUUACACAGGAUCUCUUGGAUAGUGUUAAGCCGGGCUCAAACGACUCGUGUACUUGGCGAAUAAUCGUUACUUGCGUAUACUUGCCAUGUCGUGUGAGGGGGUUACUUGUACAAUUAUUCGUCACUCGUUGGUUUUCCAUUUCUUAUUGGUAAAAAUGUCCCGAGUCAAAGGGAUCACCAUUAUUCGUACACUUGCCAAGUUCAUACUUGUCUAUACUUGUAGAGGCGCUCAAACGAAAUGCACAAAUAAUUGGCUUUUACUGCGACUAUUUCAUUUAGUUUUCGACGAGCAUCAAGGUUUAGCCAAAUGUUCGCGCGAACACGUCGUGUGAGCGCCCUGCUUGCCAUCGCAAUUCCCAAAGCUAGUAUACUUGCCAAGUACGCGAAUAAUUGUGUAUUCGCCAAGUACACGAGUCGUCUGAGCCCGGCUUAAGACAAAAAAGUUGUGUAUACCUUCCUUAUACAGAGUGUCUCUUAUUUGAAAAAAAAAAUAAAAUGUUGCUUCUUCUUAAAUAAAAUUUAAAAAUUCACAAUUCAGUUUAUUAUUUCAUCUAUUCUUUCGAUCUAAUCAAACUGAACAAACUAAUCUGAUUUAACUGAAAGUGAUUUCUAUUUCCACAUCACUUUUUUUUUGUCGCAUUGGAAGAACAAGAAUCUAUAUCAGCGGAUUUUGACUCACAAAUGAUCUGAAAAAAGUGAAUGUGAAAAUUCUGAUCACUUGGGGCUAGGAAUAAACUGGGUGAAAUCAUUAGGUGGGUAUGGUGGGGAAAGUGAUACAAAAUCGAAAGAACACAGUUUGUUAAGAACGAAAGAAUAUUAGUAAUUAUGUAUUGACUGAUUUUUUUUUAAACAUUAAAUGCUAAAAUAUCAAUAUAAAUAAAUGAUCAUUCAAAAAAUUUGUUGUCCAUAAUUAAGUACCUAUUAAGAUAAAACUUAUUAUCUCUAAAAUAUAUUGCUUUAAAUGUUGCAAAAUUUUUAUGGAUGGCCGCCAGAUAAUUAACUAAAGUUAUGUGCAUGUAAUUCACUUUUCAUUUAAAAAACAUUUGCUUCACUGAAAUUUUGUUGAAAACGAUUUCUACUAUUUGGCGGGAUUUUUGAACUGAAUGUUAGUUCAUUUUGUGCGAUGUUGUUCAGUAACUUAUUGUAAAAAUAAACAGUUAUUUAUAUAUGUAUAUUAUUAAGAAACAGGGCUUAAAUUUUAUAUAACUUUUCCAUAUUGUACUUUGUACCGGUAAUAGAAGAAAUACGUAUUAUAAUAAUUUUAUUCACA
This is a messenger RNA of Ceutorhynchus assimilis (cabbage seed weevil), 6161 nucleotides long. The record is from the annotation of a GenBank genome assembly. NCBI's taxonomy places the organism in Eukaryota, Metazoa, Arthropoda, Insecta, Coleoptera, Curculionidae.